GGGGUGACCCUGAUGAGAGCAAGACGAAAAAUCUCCCAGUACGUUUUCUGAGAGGACACACAGGAUUACGAGCACAUUUAUGCAAUAUUGGACGUGUGAAUUCAAACGUAGGUAGAGCAUAUGGAGAGGACAGUGGAACUCUGGAGCACUUUCUUUGCCACUGCCAGGCACUCGUCGAAGUUAGUUCCGAGUAUCUUGGAGGUGAUCUUAUUCCGGAUAUAACAUUCCUGACUAGCACUGAUUGGAAGAUGCUUAGGAAUUACGUUCAGGAAACUGUGUUUCUGAACACUAAAAAAUAAUCCAAUCAGUUUCCUUUUUUCAUGAUAACGAGCGCAUAACAGUCCCGAUUGUGGACUAGAUGUAUUUCUUUGGAUUUGAACCUAACCUAACCUAAACCCACUAUUCCAGGACUGUUUUAUACUGUAACAAAAUAAUUUAAAGAUCAUCUCUUUGGUAUCCUCGUAUACUAUGUAAAAGUUUGGUAUUGUCUUAUUUACUGUUGAAAAUUACCGGGCUUAUUCAACAAGUAUUUCAGUUAAUUUUGUAUGAAAUCCAUCAAAUCUUAUAAGGAUCAUAAUCAAAUACUAACAAAAGAGUGAUUUUCUCUCAAGUCCCUUUCAAUAAUUUGCGAUUUCUUGGAACUCUCUAUUCUAGAGUAAACCCCAAUCAAUCGUGUCUAGUUCUUAAAUAUCUUCGCAUAACUUGCAUUAGACCAUAAUGGUAAUGUCCCAUUAACUAGUAAAACAUCGUGUCCGUUUAAACUUCUCUUAGGAACUUAUGAUCUAUAGUGUCCCAAAAGAGUUUUAUAGUAAAAAGUCUUAUGAACUUAGAACACUUCUACAGUCCGUAUGAUAUUUAAGUGUCUUAAGUGUUUUUGCCAGUUUGACUUAGUAUAGCUUUCUUUUUUAAGAUUGGAAUUAUUGCUCACGAGUAAUUUCACUUUAAAAUUUUUGGUGAGCAGUCCUUAUCUAUCGAGUAAUUUUGUUUCAAUAAAGUGACUCUAUUGAUACUUUACAUGUAAUCCCCUGAAAUUAUAUUACUUAAGCUGAAAAUCUACGGCAAAAUUCUGACAACAUUUCUAAUUCGAAUAUAAAUACACAAACAUCUACUUCAGGUUUUAAAGUUACGUUAGAAAGGAUACAAUUUGAAAAUGACAUAGAGAAAAUAAAACCAUUUGGAAUUUUCCACACAAAAUUCUUUUUAAUUUGUCUACCUUUAGUAUUUAACUAUAUCUUGGCCUAUCAUUCUUUUCAAAUAACAAUCCUUCCUACCUGUGAAAUGAUAACAUUUGACACUAUUUCACUCCUACCUAAUCGCUUAAAAUGUUUUUUAUCAUCCUAUAAAUAUUCUUCACUUGGUAACAACGAACAUCAUUCACUUCUCAAGUGUUUAACUGAUAACAUAUUGAAAGGAAGAAAUAUUUAAGAAAAAUUAUUCUUUAACAAAAAUGAUUCCCGAUUUAACUUACACUACCUUGAGAUCUGAAAUGGUUGCAAUUGGCAGUGAACCCGCCGACAUGUCCGUCGAUGAACCUGAACAUAUUUUAGCUGAAGCCUUUACGAUAACAACUACUACAUCGUCUCAUUUACAUCGUAUACCCAGUGGUUCGAGACAAUGGGAAUUUUAUCUUCAAGAUUUGGUCGAAUCAAAGACAAAACGUUCUGUACGUGUGAAACGAGAAACGGAAAGUAUUAAUGAUUUUCUUCAAAGAUUUCCCAUCUAUGAAAGACCUUAAAGAUCAGUUUACCGAUCUUCUGAUGAAAGAAGAUUGAAAUUUCAAUGUGAUUAUUUUAUACGAAUUUAAUUCAUUAGUUUUAAGUUACUUUUUUUUAAUAUGCAAAUUUUUAUAUUUUUUUUAAUUAGUUAUACUUUUAAUAAAUAAAAUUUAUCUCUUUA
This is a messenger RNA of Lucilia cuprina (Australian sheep blowfly), 1896 nucleotides long. RefSeq lists its product as uncharacterized. The transcript has a single exon. The coding region runs from base 1448 to 1735 and encodes 95 amino acids. The record is from RefSeq and is a predicted model, not a curated record. Lineage: Eukaryota; Metazoa; Arthropoda; Insecta; Diptera; Calliphoridae.